Diatraea saccharalis (sugarcane borer) is the source of this 369-nucleotide messenger RNA. The record is from the annotation of a GenBank genome assembly. NCBI's taxonomy places the organism in Eukaryota, Metazoa, Arthropoda, Insecta, Lepidoptera, Crambidae.
AUGUUGCAGAAAUGUACUGGCGCACGCGGAUCUCACGAGUCGGGCGUGGGCUUAGGCUCGACUUUUGCUCGGACCCUCCCGCCGGCAUAUAAAGUCAGCAAGUCCGUGGUGGCUCUGCUGAAAGCCUUCGGGUGGUACAAAUUCGCUAUUGUAGUUGGGGACGCCGUCACAGCCGCCGCUCAGCAAAUGGACGCAAUCAAAGAAUUGGCGCAGUCGAACGGCAUGGUAGUGACUACUGAGCACAGCUUUGCUGACUACAUACCACUACACAUCUCAGAAAUGGAGAGAAUCGUCGAUCAAACAUACGACAAAACUAGAAAUUUACAGAAAAUGAAUGGGUACGGUAAAAGUACAGUUUGUAGCAAAUGA